Megalobrama amblycephala (Wuchang bream) is the source of this 2840-nucleotide messenger RNA. RefSeq names its product interleukin 4 induced 1 (gene il4i1). The transcript is spliced from 8 exons. The record is from RefSeq and is a predicted model, not a curated record. Gene Ontology annotation, molecular function: L-amino-acid oxidase activity; polyamine oxidase activity. Gene Ontology annotation, biological process: amino acid catabolic process. The coding region runs from base 775 to 2310 and encodes 511 amino acids. NCBI's taxonomy places the organism in Eukaryota, Metazoa, Chordata, Actinopteri, Cypriniformes, Xenocyprididae.
UUUGGAGCGCGCUGGUGAACGUGCGCAGAGUAUACAGCCAUUCGCGAGCCACGCAUGCGCAAUUAAAUAAACCGGUGUAAAAUAGCCUCGUCCAUUAAUUAUAUAUGGACGAGUUAUCCCUUAAUUCUCAGCGUGAUAAAUACAAGGUGUGGCGUGUGAGCGUGUGAACUGGUUGAAAUGCGUGUGUCUCACGGUGAAUGCGUGAGACUUGAGAGCCCUACCUCUACCUAUGAUUGCCACCCUGGCUAUUCUGCAGAGUUAAGAAAAAUGAAACAGGUUUUUAUGUGAAACAUUUUGCAAGACGUGCCGGUCAAAAGCAUCUCACCCACGAUGCAGACUAGACUUGACAUGUUCACAUAGGCGCCCGUGAUAUGAGGGAAGAGGAGAAUUUGGAUAGACAUCACGUAGACCAUGACUAGCCUUUAUGAUCUUAUAUGCAAGAAACAGAGAAAUUAGGUUAAAAAUAUUAAAUAGCCUAUACUGUGACUAGGAGCAGAAAAAACGUCCAUUCUUCACAUUAAAAAGGCCUGUGAUGGAGAAGACAAAGAUGCGGGUUUUUUUUCUUAGCCUACAUCAAUCAUGAGUGACAACCUCGGAAAGUUUGUGGCUUAAUGCAUCACCAUAUGUAUUCUUUCGUUUUCUGGUGUAGCCUAUAAAACCCAGGCCAUCUGUGCAGACCGGUCAGAGUGAGUGACUGGAUCUUUGGUUUCAGUUUCCACUUUACGCAAGGGAAAGUGCGCGAGGCUCUCCGGAUUCUGGCGCUCUCAGUUCAAAAUGUUUAAAAACUUUACCCUGUUAUCUGCAGUGGUGGCACUGAUCUUGGUUUCCGCCUACCACGCUGUUGGAACUACGGAUGAUGCUCUUUUCAAAUGCUUACAAGACCCUGAUUACGAUUACCUUCAGAAGAUAACAGAACAAGGUCUCUCUCCGACAAAGACCCCUCAACAUGUGAUCAUUGUUGGAGCAGGUGCUGCUGGACUCACUGCGGCUAAGUUUCUGGAGGAUGCAGGACAUAAGGUGACAAUUAUUGAGGCAAGUGGCCGUAUAGGUGGAAGAGUUCAAACAUAUAGAGACAAAAAAGAGGGCUGGUAUGCAGAACUCGGAGCCAUGAGGAUUCCAAGUUUCCACAAGAUUCUCUUGAAUUUCGCAACAAAAAGCCUGGGCCUGAAGUUUGGACCAUUUUCACAGGAUGACGAAAACACUUACUAUCUUAUAAACGGAUUUCGUUAUAAAACCUACACUGUGAGACAGAACCCAGAUGUUCUGAACUACCCAGUAUAUGACUGGGAAAGGGGGAAAAGUGCUAGCGAACUGUUCAACAUGGCAUUGGGCAAGUUAAUAGAUGAUCUGAAAAAAAUGGGCUGUGAGAAAACGUUGUACAAAUAUGAUUCAUACUCAGUUAAGGAGUAUUUAGUGAACGUGGGAAAUUUGAGCAGAGGAGCUUUGCGGAUGAUUGGUGAUAUCCUGAAUGAGAACAGUUUUUUCUACACAGCACUCACUGAAAUGCUCUACAUCCAGUCUGAUAUAACCGACAAUGGAACGUACUUUGAAUUUAAAGGUGGCUUUGAAACAUUCACAGACGCAUUCUACUCUGUGCUAAAUGCUACACUCCUUACGCGCUCAAAAGUCCAGGCCAUCAGCCAAACGAAGGACAACGUGACAGUUUCAUACGAAGACUCGCGUAACCACGGCACCAUGACCAACAUUACUGCCGAUUAUGUCUUGGUGACGGCCACAGCCAAAGCAACUCUCCUCAUUGACUUCGACCCUCCUCUGUCUGCUGAAAAGAUGGAAGCACUACGGUCGGUGCACUAUUCCAGCUCCACAAAAGUAGUGCUAAGUUUCAGCAAAAGGUUCUGGGAGAAUGAUGACCACAUCAAAGGUGGGAAAAGCAUCACAGAUCUGCCAUCACGGUUCAUCCACUACCCUAGUCAUGACUUCCCCGGGAUAUCAGGCGGGGCUGUGUUAGCUUCUUACACCUCCUCUGAUGAUGCUUCACUCCUACAGACUUUAAAUGACGAGGAUUUGAAGGCUCUGGUCUUGAAUGACCUGGUGAAGAUUCAUGGAGAACACAUCCGCCAGUUCUACACCGGGGGUGUUGUGAAAAAGUGGGGAAUAGAUCCUUACAGCCAUGGUGCCUUUGCUAUCUUCACUCCAUUUCAGAUGAGAGACUAUAAUGUGUCUAUAGUCCAGAAUGAGGGGAGGAUUCACUUUGCAGGAGAGCACACGGCCAGACCUCAUGGCUGGAUUGAGACUGCCAUGAAAUCUGCUCUACGAGCAGCAGAUAAAAUAAAUAACAAUGUAAAGUAGGAAACAAAACAUGAUGGUACCAGUUGGAACCCUCUUGUUCUCUGCUUUACCAGGUUUUGACACUUUUAGAGAGUUCAAAAUAUGACUUGAAAUGAUAGAUAUCUCUCAUCUGUCACACUUUGUUACUUCCACUGCCAAUAACCAAUAUGUAAAAUGUCAGUUAAUGGCAAUUUGUAGGCAUUAGAUUUUUUAAUGACAUUUUAUGUAAAUAUAUAGUGAUCAUUUAAGCACUUAUGCGAGAAUCAUGACACAAUACAAUGUAACAUUAAUCAUUAUUCUGAAUUAUAUCGCUGUCGACAUAUGUUGUAACUGACAACAUGUAGCAAUGCAAAUUUCAGAAUAUUUUUAAAUGAUUAUUUUAAAUGAUUAUUUAUGAUUACUGAAUUGUUAUUUCUUUAUUUAAUAUUCUGGUAUUCUAUUUGUAUGAUUAUUAAGAGUAUAUUAAUAUAUAAAACAGUUGGAAUAGUAUUUAGGCACCCUUUGUUAUAAAUUUACAAGUUGUGUAUAUAUUAAUAAAUGUUAAAAUGUGU